AUGAAGGGUGCCGAAGGAUAUCCCGCCUUGGUGGUGCAGAUGAUUGGACCGGGCUCCUCAGCCUUGGGGACUUCAAGGAAGAGCGGCACGAGUUCCAGGCCAAGGUCGCAGGCAUGGCGCAGGAAGUCUUGGCGUCCAUUAAGGCGAAGUUCGAGGCGGACAUCGCGAAGGCCGAGGAGACGCUCGCCAAAGCGGACGCCGAGAAGGCGACGCGUGAGGCCUCGGGAGACGAAGAAGGCCACGGAGGAGAAGGCCCAAGCCACCGCGGCAGCCAAGGAGGAAGUGACGAGUGCGGAGGCUUCCUUAAAAGCGGCCAAACAGGCAUUGAAGACAGCCGAGCAAGAGCAGAAGGCAGGAGAUGCCAAGGUCACGGUGGACGAGGCGAAGAAGGGAAAGCUCAUGAGCACGAUGGAGUCGGUCUUCCUUCCCUGCAAGGAGGGAGCCCUUGCAGAGAGCGCCAUCACCAAGGGCAUCGCAGAUCUGCAGAAGUUGGGGAAAGAGUACGGCUUCGAUACAGCCCUGCUGACUUCUCUGCCCAGCGCCCUCUCGAAGGAGCCAGCCUCUCGUGGCGACUUUGAUGGGGUGGUGGUGAAGCAAGUGGAGGAUGAGCUGCAAAAGAGGCUGGACACGCUCACGGCGGAACUGAAUGAGGCGGAGCCGGCUCGGCAGGCGCGCGCCGACAAGGUGGCCAAUUGCAAGGCUGCAGUUGAGGCAGGCAAGAUGAAGCAGGAAAGUCUGGAGAAGGCCCUCAAGGACGCGACCACGGCUGAGAAGGAGGCCGUCGUGGCAGCCAAGGCUGCGGUCAAGGCAUUGAAGGCCUUCGGCCCCGAGAUGAAGGAGACGAAGGGCGCGCUGGACGAGGCGAAGGAGUCCUUGGACGACUUCACUUCUGGUGCCUUGAAGACCUUCACUGAGCUCCUUGAGCACACCAAGCCGCCGCCGGAGCCCGUGGAGGCGGAGGCCGCCAGCUGA
Molecule: messenger RNA, 972 nt
Organism: Durusdinium trenchii
Lineage: Eukaryota; Dinophyceae; Suessiales; Symbiodiniaceae
Source: the annotation of a GenBank genome assembly